AUGGACGUCCAACACCACCUAGUGAAAAGGGCUCAGCAAAGACUGAAACACGCCAGGCUACCACAGAAACUGCUGGUUAACAUCGAGCGCACCCUGACGAGCUGCAUCACUGUGUGUGCAAUAUUGCUGGAGUACCCCACACCAGCCAAAACAUCAAUUGAAAAAAGGCUGAAAGACAACAUGAUCGACUGUGAGCGUCCCUCUGCAUUAGGCUUUAGGCCGGCUGGGAGGAGUGUGAUGGUUUCCGAGCUCCCUGCGCACACACAUUCACACACACUGAGAGCCAUGCCUCAGAGAUACUCCCACCAGAGGAGGAAAGCCAGCACAGCGGCUGCUAGGAGGAUGGAAAGAAGACAUAGGGACCAGGGGAAAAGCAGCAACAACAACCCAAACAGCAACCACAGUCUCCGCUCCAAGAAGCUGGCCAUGCUCUCCAGGUCUCUGAUCCUGUGUCGCUCUAAGACUAACGAUGACUGUCCAGAAGAGAGGCAUGCUGGGGAAAUGUCGGAUGGGUGCAGGACAGAUAUGACCGUUGAGGAUCAUACACAGUACAGAGAUACAAAGAAUGGACACUGGAGGACAACCCAACAAUCAGCCUUGCAGAAAAGAGGAGGCACUAAGGCAGAUAACCAGCUGCAUCAUACCACCACACACAGGGAAAAUAAAAGGAGCAUAAGGAGGACCUUCAGCAUCAAGGAGAGUAGUAUCUGGAGGAUGUGUGUAGCCACAGGGCCGGCUGAGGAUGUGUGUGAACCACAAAUGGCAGAUAACAGUGUCCAGACAGCGGAUAAAGACACUAAUGUGGUGCCAGGCAGGAACGGAGGGAACCUACACAGAGGCUGCAGCUUCCUGAGCCCAGACAAGCUGGCACCCUUUAACGGACACUUUCUAAACGGCAGCACUUGGAUGGCAGGGGAGGGAACGAGGAGCAUUCACAUUAAAGCCUAUAGUGAGGACAUUUCCACAUGUGAAGACGCUCUCCAUUCACAUAGUCUGACUACAAACCCACAGCGUCGUGCUCUUAUCUCACCGUCUGAUCCUCUGUCACUGCCUGGAUACACAGAGGAAGAACUCAUGGCCAACAACCACCUCAAAUUACCCAUCCCAGAGGUGAAUGAGGAGAUAUGCUGGAACCCACCAGGACAGAUGGCCAGCGAUAAGACACGCUCCAAUUCCACCAGUGUUCGUCCUUACUGGAUUGGGGAUCUGGACAGCAUCAUCAUGAAGAGCCCAGAGCUGUAUCCCAGUAAUCCCCAUGUGAACGGAGGUUUAUAUGGAAACAGCAAGUCUCUGUCCCAGCAGCUGGAAUUUCCUCACAUCUCUACACAACCUGUUCACCGUCCCUCCCGCUCUCUCAGCUCUGCCCAGCUGGUACACUCCUGCAGCAACAUGCAAGCCUUUAUAAUCUGUAAUGUUGUGCUGAUGAAGGGGCAUGGCAAGGGCCUGGGCUUCAGUAUAGUGGGCGGGAGGGAUAGCAUGUAUGGACCAAUGGGGAUCUACGUCAAGACUAUGUUCCCUGGAGGGGCGGCAGCUGCUGAUGGAAGGCUUCAGGAGGGGGAUGAGAUCCUGGAGCUGAAUGGAGAGUCACUGCAUGGUCUGACUCAUGAUGAAGCCCUGCACAAGUUCAAACAAAUCAGAAAGGGCCUGCUGAGUCUGGUGGUGAGGACGAGCCUGCGUGUGGGGGCUGUGUGUGGUCAAGGGCAGGUAGCUCAGCUUUGCAGGUCACGCUCCCUCAGCUCCACCACAGGCAUGGCCAGUGCUGACAUGGGAGACUACAACUACCUGAACAAUGGCUGCAGUAACACACUGAGUGUCCCAGGUCAGCCUGCUAAGCCUGGAGACCGCAUCAUGAUGGAGAUCAUCCUGCAGAAAGAGGCCGGUGUUGGUCUUGGUAUUGGACUGUGCUGUGUUCCGUCUGGUGACGGGUGCCCUGUGAUCUACAUCCACGCCCUCUCUCCUGGAUCUGUAGCACACAUGGAUGGUAGACUCCGGUGUGGGGAUGAGAUCAUGGAGAUCAACGAUACUGUGGUUUACAACCUGGCACUGAAUGACGUCUACACAGUACUGAGCCAGUGCUCACCACGUCCAGUCCACAUCAUCAUCAGUCGACACCCUGACCCCAAAGUAUCAGGGCAGCAGUUGAAUGAUGCAAUCGCUCAGGCAGUGGAAAACAGCAAACAGAGAAAGGAAAAGAACCAGUGGAGUAUUGAUGGGCUGCGGAAACUGGAAUCUUGCUCUCAGAGAUGUGAACGUUGUCUGGAGAGAAGUUUCAGUCAGCUGACGGUUCGUCGAGCACAGAAGACCAUGACCCGCUCCUGCAGCGACAACACCAACAGCCAUCACCACAAUCACUGCCUCACUAUACACAACCUCAACAACGCACACCAUAACCCAUCAGCCCGCGCCCACAGCCUUGACACACCCAAGUCUAUGAGAGAGUCAUGGUCUGACAACAGACUGUCAGUGCCUGUGUAUCCUGAUGAAGACUACAAGGUCCCGUACAACUCAGCUACUGCCAACCUGUCCAGUCAGCAAGCCCUAGAUCUAGCCCUCAGGGACAACAAGACCACCUGCAGGGUUCGUGCUGCUCCACGUCGAUACUGCUGGCCUCACGAUGUGACCAGUGAGGAAGGUUAUAACGGAGACUCCAGUGGCUCCAGUAGAGGAUCCCCAGUUAGAGAUGGAGGACUGGAGUCAUCAUCACACACCAGCUGCCAGCAGGAAGGAGAACGAAUAAGAGAAGUGUCAGCGGGGACCUCUCAUCCAGACACUGCAGUCUACACCAGCGAAAGACUACACACAGGCGAUUCAUCAGCUGUGCUCUACUUGCAGCCAAAGAGAGGAGCUCUGAGGAGACAGGCUCGUAUUGACCAACAUACCCACGAACAGAUUCAGGAUCCCUGGGUUCGCCUUUCAGACAACUCCCCUGAAGAGCUGCGCGAGCUAGACCACCUCCACCAUCACCACGCUGCAGACAGGACCCAGUCUAUCAGCGUCCACAGUAAGACUGCCACAAUGAGUGAAGAAGAGAACUUGUCUGAGCUAAAUGGCACAGCUGCAGAUGUUACUUCAGAUCCUCCAUCACACAUGACUUCAGAAAGUACAUGUGAAACUCCUCCAGGAGCAAAGAUGGGGCCCCCUGUGGCCCCCAAGCCUGUCUGGUUUCGCCAGAGUCUGAGGAAAAUUCGGAAUGAGCAAGUCCAAAAGAAGCAAGCUAAACCCGCAGACCAGAGUUCCGCUGUGGGCUUCAGCAGAAGCUUCGGAGUCAGAUCUGCCUCAUCUUCAGCUAACCUGUCAAUCAAACAAAAGAUCCACUCAUUUGAGACUUUUUCAAGUCCAGAGGGUACAGAGAAGGAGGCUAACAGGAGGCCUGCUGCCCCUUCCACCUCUCUUCCUCUAGAGAACUCCAGGAGUCACCCUGCCUCACAUGGAGAUUGUGUGAAGGGCAAACAUGAAAUCCCAGAAGAGAUCCAGGCAAGCCAGUCUGCAUCUGAUAGUGAGCCAGAAAACACAAAUGUCUCUGCUAUCACCUCUUCAACUUCUGAAGUGUCUAGUCAAAUAACAGCCAAGUCCACUGAAGAUGACCCUCCCUCUAUCCAACCCCCUUCAGAUCUGCCACUUUGUGACAGCAUCAGCACUGAUCUGGACUUAGGGAUACAUGAUCCUUUUUUGUUUCCAGAUCCUUCAAAACAGGAGUCUGAGCUAGAAAGAGUGGAUCUUACCAGCUCCACAGAGUACAAAGUCUUACCUGCAACAUCCAUGAGAUCCUAUCAAGCUGAGGAGGAAAGUCUUCCAGUUGGGAUGGAGAAAGAUGGAAAAGUAAAGCUGCUGAGCACGACGCUGAGUGCUGCUCCACCCACAGACAGUGACCAUCAGAGAGGCCUGGAGGGAGAGAGUUUAUGGGAAAUCCUCGCCUUCAGUUACCAGGUUUCACAAGCGUUGAUGCGCUCUCUACCCAUGUACCACUGCCAUGGUAACCCUCGCUCCUCAGAUAUGCAGGAGCCCUCUACAGGGGAUUUGACUAACCUUCGGGAGUCUGAGCACGGUCUGGACGGAACCGACAGAGGGUUCUCUGUUAGCUUGGCCACACUGAGGGAGUGUACCAUUGAGCGCGGGGAGGGGGGAUCUCACGACGAGGCAGCAGUCACUUCUGCUUGCGCUUACUCUGUCAUCUCAGCCAUCCCCUCACAGGAAAUACAAAGGAUGAUCCAGGAAGUCAAAGAUCUGAAUGAAGAGACGCUGAAGCAACUGGUGAACAUCCAUGUUGUGAUUCUGCAUAAAGAGCAGGGAGCUGGGCUGGGCUUUAGCAUCGCUGGAGGGUCUGACCUGGAGAGCAAAGCUCUGACAGUCCACAGAGUGUUUCCCAGCGGCCUGGCAGCUCAGGAGGGAACCAUUCAGAAGGGAGACGAGGUGUUGUCUAUAAACGGACAAACAAUGCAUAGUGUCACACACGCAGAUGCCACCGCUUCUCUUCGUCAGGCCCGCAGUCUGAAUCUGGCUGUGGUGGUCGUCUGCAAGAGAGCAGAGGAGGGAGGAAGAGAGGGAGGCUGCAGGAGCGAAGAGCCCAACCCUGCAGUGGAGGAGCAGGGAGCGCCGGUGAGUGUGGAGCUGGAGAAAGGAGCUGGAGGAGUUGGGUUUACUCUUGAAGGAGGAAAAGGCUCAAUCCAUGGAGACAGACCUUUAGUUAUCAAUAGGAUCUUUAAAGGCGGGGCAGCAGAGCAGAGCGGUCUGCAAUAUGGAGAUGAACUGCUGCAGGUCCAGGGAGUCAGUCUGCAGGACAUGACGCGCUUCGAGGCUUGGAACAUGAUCAAGGCUUUACCUGAAGGAGCCAUCACAACGGUCAUCAGGAGGAGGCAGGGUGGGGUAGAAUGACAGACGUAGCUGCUGGGCGCUACUUACAAAUGACAAGGUCAAAGAAAACUAACAAUGUCACUGGCGCUGUGAUCCGCCUUUGACAUGGUGGAUAACUUCGGAAUACAUUUCUAUUAUUCUUAUGUCACGUUCCUGAUCCCAUAUGAAAGUUUCUGUUCAGGCAAACCCCCCCAAAUCCACAUAUAACUAGCCGGUAACUAGCCAUGUGUCCCAAAUACUGUGAAUAAUUUACAGACCUCACUGUCAUUCUUCUACCUUCAGAAAAUAGUUUCAAUGUUAGUUUCAUGUCUGUGGAUUAUCCUGCAUACUGCUGUACUGUUUACAGUGAAAUGGGAUCUGAGUUGUCGUAUACAGAGCCCGGCCAGUAUCAUAGGGGAAUAAAGAAAAAAUAUUUGUGCACACAAAUAAAUAAAUCAUGCUCUCAAAUGAAAAAA
Molecule: messenger RNA, 5306 nt
Organism: Cottoperca gobio
Lineage: Eukaryota; Metazoa; Chordata; Actinopteri; Perciformes; Bovichtidae
Gene: il16
Product: interleukin 16
Exons: 28
Coding region: 1-4872 (1623 amino acids)
Biological process (GO): induction of positive chemotaxis; leukocyte chemotaxis
Molecular function (GO): cytokine activity; CD4 receptor binding
Source: RefSeq, a predicted model, not a curated record